UGUUUGUUUGGUAACGUGUGGCUAGAAGUCACUUACGUGCCGAAUAUCACUGACUAGUUUAGCAAUGUAUAGUCGAAUCUUGAUAAAUCCAUUUCACAAGGGAUGUGUAAUUUUUUCUAAAUGUCUAACUAGAAAACCACCUGCCAAUUCUAGUUGGGUAAGAACCUUAUCGCAGGGUACACAAAGCUCGAACAGUCACGAUUUCCAUGAAAAAGAUGGCCAUGGGAAUGCGAGACGACUGACAAUCACUGGGCUUGGCGCCAUCACUCUUGCAGGCCUAUACUAUUAUUACAAGAAGAACAUUCCUACAGUAUGGGCCCAUGAAAAAAAAGAAAGUGAGGUAAAUACUGUGGCAAGAGAACCAGGAAGUUUUGUGGAAGGUUUGCCUGUUUACACCUCAGAUGAUGUUGCCAAACAUAGAGAUGAAUCCACUGGCAUAUGGAUCAGUUACAAAAGUGGUGUCUAUGACAUCACUCCGUUCAUCAAAAUUCAUCCUGGAGGAGAUACGAUUUUGCUCGGAGCUGGGGGCUCAGUUGAGCCGUUCUGGUCUCUCUAUGCAAUCCAUCAGCAACCUGGAAUUUUGGCUCUUAUGGAAGAAUACAGAAUUGGUAAUUUGACCAAAGGUGAAGAACACUUGGCUAUGGCGAAUAUGGAUGAUCCGUAUGCAAAUGAUCCUCGAAGACAUCCGGCACUAGUAGUAAGGACAAAAAAACCCUUCAAUGCUGAAACUCCUGGCUUUUUACUCGUGGAAAGCUUCAUCACACCAACAGAUAUUUUCUACGUUCGUCAUCAUUUUCCCGUUCCAGAUGUCGAUCCUUCAAGCGAAAGCUACUCCCUAGAAGUUGUUGGCCUUGAUGAAAAAGAUAGCUUGAAUUUGAAUUUAGACCAGUUGAAAACAGCCUACGCUCCACACACUGUUACCGCCGUGCUGCAAUGCACAGGCAACAGGCGAUCGGAAAUGAAUCGCGUCAAGCCCACGAAAGGUUUGGAAUGGGGCCAAGGAGCAAUAGGCAACGCAGUU
Molecule: messenger RNA, 1021 nt
Organism: Daphnia carinata
Lineage: Eukaryota; Metazoa; Arthropoda; Branchiopoda; Diplostraca; Daphniidae
Product: sulfite oxidase, mitochondrial-like
Exons: 4
Cellular component (GO): mitochondrion
Molecular function (GO): heme binding; oxidoreductase activity; molybdopterin cofactor binding
Source: RefSeq, a predicted model, not a curated record